Molecule: messenger RNA, 1083 nt
Organism: Aureobasidium uvarum
Lineage: Eukaryota; Fungi; Ascomycota; Dothideomycetes; Dothideales; Saccotheciaceae
Source: the annotation of a GenBank genome assembly
AUGCAGGGCUUCAAUAUGGGACGCUACGUCCCUCCCGAACUCGAGGGCACCAUGUCAGCCAAUAAAGUCGCCGGCAAACAUGCUCUGGGCAAAAGGGCCAACAAGAUCAGAGAAGGCAUACUGACCGUGCGCUUCGAGAUGCCCUACGCAGUAUGGUGUAACCACUGUCCCAAGCCGACAAUCAUAGGCCAAGGUGUACGAUUCAACGCCGAGAAGAAAAAGGUCGGCAACUACUUUAGCACGCCCAUCUGGUCCUUUCGCAUGAAACACCCCGCUUGUGGAGGUUGGAUCGAGAUACACACGGAUCCUAAGAACACGGCGUAUGUGGUCAAAGAAGGCGGCAAGGCCAGGGAUACAGGAGAAGAUCGUGUAAGAGAAGGAGAAGAGGGUGUGCCUAUUCUCUCCGCCGAGGAAAGGGAGCGUAGGAGACAAGACGCCUUUGCCGUUCUCGAGGACAAAAAGCAAGACAAGGUACAAGAGAAAGAGCAAGGCAAACGCAUUAUUGAGCUACAAGAAGUGCGAGAUCAGCACUGGGACGAUCCGUACGAAGCCAACAAACGUCUGAGGAGAAGCUUCAGAACAGAGCGCAAGAUCAGAGAAAAGGAACAUGACUACUCGGAGAAGCUCAGAGAAAGAAUGGGACUGGACGUCGAGCUGAUACCAGAAAACGACGAAGACAGAAAACAUGCUACUCUAAUCGACUUCGGUGGCCUUGCGGACCAAGACAUUGACGUCGAUGCGGUGAGAGUCACUUCACGGCCGUUGUUUCAACAAAAUACAGAGACUGAAACAACUGUGCCCAAAACCAAAACUUCAAGCAAGAUCAAAGCGGUCGCUGAAGUCGAACGCAGGAAGAAGGCGUUUCAGCGAGAAGUCCGCGACAACUCACGUGCAGCGUUAGAUCCAUUUCUGUCUUUUAGAAGUACAGACGAUCGUACCUUCAAGGCUAUUGCUAGCAUCAAAAGAAAGGCCCAAAGCAAUGCCCCAGAACAGAAGACUGAUUCGGAUAAGCACGAGAUGCAGAGCAAGGAGAAGUUGCAACCAACGCCAGCGCUUUCGCUGGUUGCUUACGACUCCGACUGA